Knipowitschia caucasica is the source of this 564-nucleotide messenger RNA. The record is from the annotation of a GenBank genome assembly. Lineage: Eukaryota; Metazoa; Chordata; Actinopteri; Gobiiformes; Gobiidae.
AUGUCCACAGCAGGAGAGAGCGUUUACCGAGUCUUAGGACUAGAGAAGGGAGCGACAGCAGAGGACAUCAAGAAGGCCUACAGGAAGCUCGCUCUGAAGUUCCACCCGGAUAAGAACCCAGAGAACCCUGAGGCGGCGGACAAGUUCAAGGAGAUCAACAACGCCAACUCCAUCCUGAGCGACGAGAACAAGAGGCGCGUCUACGAUGAGUACGGCUCCAUGGGGCUGUACGUCUCCGAGCAGUUUGGAGAGGAGAGCGUCAAGUACUACUUCCUCAUGUCCAAGUGCUGGUUCAAGGGCCUGGUGGUCUGCUGCACGCUCUUCUCCUGCUGCUGCUGCUGCUGCUGCUGCUGUUUCUGCUGUGGGAAGUGUAAACCUCCGGAGGACGAUGAGAGUUAUCAGUACGUGGACCCCGAGGACUUGGAGGCUCAGAUCAAAGCCGACCAGGACGGAGGAGCCUUUGGAGUGACCGAGUCUCAUCCAGCAUCCAGCCGACCCAGCCCCUCACGAGCCGCAUCCUUACCCCCAAAACAGCUCCUGAUCCUGGGUCGGAGGAGAGACUGA